Malassezia japonica is the source of this 2769-nucleotide messenger RNA. RefSeq lists its product as uncharacterized. The transcript has a single exon. The coding region runs from base 1 to 2769 and encodes 922 amino acids. Gene Ontology annotation, molecular function: nuclear import signal receptor activity. Lineage: Eukaryota; Fungi; Basidiomycota; Malasseziomycetes; Malasseziales; Malasseziaceae. The record is from RefSeq and is a predicted model, not a curated record. Gene Ontology annotation, cellular component: nucleus; cytoplasm. Gene Ontology annotation, biological process: protein import into nucleus.
AUGGCGACGCCCUGGAGUCCGCAGCCGGAUGGCCUGGCGGAGCUCGUGGAUCUCUUCCGACAGUCGACGUCGACAGAGCGCGAUGUGCAGCGGCGCAUUGCGCAGCGCCUGGAUGCCAUCAGCCAAAUUCCCGAUUAUGUGAACUACCUCGUGCUGGUCUUUGUACGGAUGGACCAGGAGGAAGUGUCGACGCGCAGCGUUGCUGGUCUGCUUGCCAAAAACCAUUUGUACUUUAACUAUCAGCGUAUUUCGCCCGAGUCGCUCGAGUACGUCAAGGGCAUGGUACUUCCCGCGCUCUCGUUCCCCGACACGGUCCUCAGGAACGUCGCGACGCAGCUCGUCUCGGUCCUGAUGCAGGUCGUGCGCCCGGGAAACUGGGUCGAGGCGCUCUCGACGCUGACCCAGGCGAUGGAGUCGACGAAUAUGGACGAGGCCGAGGCCGCGCUCUCGACGCUCGCCAAAAUCUCGGAGGAUAUUCCCGAAGAGCUCGAUGGGUGCGAGAUCAACGGCGUGCGCCCGCUCGACGUGCUCAUUCCCAAGAUGCUGCAGGCGACGGCACACGGAGACGCGCGCAUCCGCGUGCACGCGCUCAACGCGCUCAACCAGUACAUCCAGAUCGGCUCGCCGUCGAUGAACGCGAACGUCGACGCAUACGUCGCUUCGCUCUUCCAGCGCGCGAGCGACGACCGCCCAGUCGUGCGCAAGUUUGUGUGCAAGGCGCUCGUAUUUGUCCUGAGCACCUGGCCCGAAAAGCUCGCGCCGGAAAUGAACAACCUCGUGGAAUACAUGCUCUACUCGACCCAGGACAAGGACGAGGACGUGGCCCUCGAGGCUGCCGAGUUCUGGCUCCAGUUUGCAGAGGAGACACGCCUCGCGGACCAGCUGCGCCCGUACCUGCCCCGCGUGAUCCCGGUGCUGCUCAAGUGCAUGGUCUACUCGGAGCUCUCGCUCUUGAUGCUCGGCGAGUCGAACGACGACGCAGAGCAGCCGGACCGCCCAGAGGAUAUCAAGCCGCGGCACUAUGGCGGCGCGACGCACCGCAGCGAGCGCGAGGAGCAGCAAGAGGCCACGACGCACCGCUCGCGCGCUGCGAUCGACGCCGAGUUUGACGACGACGAGGACGACGAGGACGAGGACGAUGACGACGACUUUGACGACGACGAUGCGCUCGGCUCGUGGAACCUGCGAAAGUGCUCCGCCGCAGCGCUCGAUGUGCUUGCCGUGCACUUUCACGACGAAAUCCUCCCGACGCUCCUCCCGCUGCUCAAGGAGCGCCUCUUUUCGGAGGACUGGAUCCAGCGCGAGGCGGGCAUCCUCGCACUCGGCGCGGUGGCCGAGGGGUGCAUGUCCGGCAUCGAGCCGCACCUCCCGACGCUCGUCCCGAUGCUGCUCAACAUGCUCCAGGACAAGCAGCCGCUCGUGCGGUCCAUCACCUGCUGGACGCUCGGCCGCUACUCGGCGUGGUGCGCCGGCGACGGCUCGCCGGAGCACCUGCAGCAGUUCUUUGUGCCGACGCUCGAGGGGCUCCUCACCAUGGUCCUCGACAACAACAAGCGCGUCCAAGAAGCCGGAUGCAGCGCCUUUGCGACGCUCGAGGAGGAGGUGGGUUCUGCGCUUGCGCCCUACCUCGGCCCCGUGCUGCAGACGCUCGUGCUGGCCUUUGACCGCUACUACCAAAAGAACAUGCUCAUCCUCUACGACGCCGUCGGCACGCUCGCCGACAGCGUCGGCCCUGCGCUGAACCAGCCGCAGUACAUCGAGGUGCUCAUGGCGCCGCUGACGGCCAAGUGGGCGGCGCUCGACGAUACCGAUCCGGACCUGAUCCCGCUGCUCGAGUGCCUUGCCUCGGUGACGAUCGCGAUGGGUCCCGGCUUUGCGCCGUACGCCCUGACCGUGUACCAGCGGUGCGUGUCGAUUAUCCACGCGAACCUGCAGGCGUACGAGCAGGCGGCGGCGAACCCCGACCCCGACCAGGACCUGCCAGACCGCACGUUUUUGAUCGUGGCGCUCGACCUGCUCAGCGGCCUGAGCCAGGGCCUUGGCCCGAGCGUGUCGGAGCUGGUCGCCAACGGCCAGCCCCUCCUCCUCCCCCAGAUGCUGCCGUGCCUCACAAACAUCGAGCCGCCGGUGCGCCAGAGCGCCUAUGCGCUGCUCGGCGACCUGGCCAUCUCGGCGUUUGAGCAGCUGCGCCCGUACCUCGGCGCGUUUAUGCCGCAGCUCCUCUCCCAGAUCGACCCCGAGCAGAUCCACGAGACGCUGAGCGUGUGCAACAAUGCGACGUGGGCGGCGGGCGAGAUUGCGCUGCAGUACGGCAGCGACGCGUCCUUCCACCAGUGGAUCCCCGAGCUGCUCACGAAGCUCAUCGCGAUUUUGCGGCACCCCAAGAGCGUCAAGUCCCUCUCGGAGAACGCCGCGGUGACGAUCGGGCGUGUGGGCCUUGUGGCGCCGCAGCUCGUCGCGCCGCACCUCAACGUGUUCCUCGAACCGUGGUGCCAGGCGCUGUGGGACAUUAAAGACAAUGACGAAAAAGACUCGGCGUUCCGCGGGCUCUGCGAGAUGAUCCGCGUGAACCCGAACGGGGCAACGCAGGGCUUUGCGUACUUCUGCAACGCCGUCGUGCGCUGGCAAAAGCCGAGCGCGCGCUUGAACGAGCUCUUUGCAGAAAUUCUGCAUGGCUUCCGCACCAUGUCGGGCGACAAGUGGGGCGAGACCAAGGCGCAGUUCCCCCCGGUCAUCCAGCAGCGCCUCGCAGAGCGUUACGGCGUGUGA